AUGAACAAUUACAUUGCGAAUGCCUCCAUCACCAGUUUGAAUGACGAAUCGCAAAAGAGUGAAUUGCAAAAGGACACUAGAGAAGACAGCCAAAGCAACAACAAGGACUUUGAGAUGGAUGAAGAGGAAUGCAACCAAGAAAUCAACAUCCUGGAAAUUGAGAUAGAAAUUGACGCUUGCCACAAAAAAGCAGCAGAAAAGUUGAUAAAGGUUCUGGAAAACCCCAAGACUAAACUCAACAAUAUAAGAAAGGUCCAAGAAGAGGUGGCCAACACCAAAGAGCGUUGGGUGGCUUUCUGUGAUGCCCAAGAGAUGAUGUCCAGCCCAUCAGCCGUUGAGCUUUGUGGUGGACCAGUCUGUCAGACCAACAAGGCGGUCCACGACUCCAUCGCCGCGUUUUUGAACGACUUCAAAGUGCAGCUCCGGGCACACAACCUGGAUUUUGAUCAGCACUGGGAAUGCUUGUUCUGGCUUACCUGUGACGAGAGACAACGCGUCUCAUUUGAGAAGACAAGGGCCAGAAGAGGUUUGAAGUGGAAGGAGGUAUGCCAGCAGCUAGAAAGCGAGCACAGUAACCCGUACCACCUGUGGAUCAAGAAGCAUGAAGUCCACUGUAUGCUGCAAAAGCCAGGAGAGCUCGUCAGAGCAUACGUGGAAAGAUUCCUGGUCAGCGUUCAUGCCGCCAACCUUGACAGUAGUGACGAGCUUGUAUGGCUCUUCACCUUCAAGCUGUUGAGACCUCACUACGGCUUGGUUGUUCCCAAGAACAUACACCAGGUCAUACCGUUGAUUAUGGCCACUAGUGGUGAGGAGACAGACUUCCUGUUCCAAGAGGAACGGACCACAAGUGGUACCAAGAGAUACCAAGAAGACAAUCACGAGUACACUGGCAGCAAAAGAGAAUGUGGUGAAUUCUGUAGAGAACGAUGUAAAAACAAUCACAACAACAGAGGAUCCUGCCCUUUGCAUCCCAAGGGCAGACACAGCAAAGACAAAUGCCACAUACUCAAGAGUAUUACAAGCACAAAGAAUAAGACCUUCACACCACCAGCACCAAGACCAGCACCCCUCUGCCGUUACUGUCAUAAAGUUCCAUACUUCAACGGGCACAAAUGCCCUGAGUUUCAGUUGGCCAAAGCCAAAAAGCCAGUAUUUGCAAACUGCAGCACAAGAACAGUCAACAGUGAGGAUGCACUGGAUAGUAGAAUUGAGCUGGACCUGAGCCAACUCAAUCUACAAGCACAAGAUAAACACCUUAACAUUCACCACCUCACUGCACCGCCACAUAAUGAUGGCUCACUCUAUGUUCCUAUAAUUGUUCAGAGUAGCUGGGUGUGGGCACUGGUGGACUCCAGAGCAAACACUUCUUUCAUUUCUCCAGACCUUGUCUUCUCUCUCUCUCUACCUAUCACUAAAUGUAGUUCAAAAAAGCAGCACAUUUAUUUAGCAUCAGAGAAUAGCUUAGCGGAACAUUUAGGCACUGUUGAGAACCUUUCAUUAUCUUAUAUGAGUCAUAAACUGAAUCACAACUUCGUAGUAAUGAGUUUAGCCUUAGGCACACAGAUGAACAUUGGCACAGACUUAAUGCCCAGACUGGGCAUGGCAAUUACAAACUUAGCAACUACUUGGGAUGAUCAAAAAAGCGAUUCAUUGAGAGAAAACACUCCAGAUGAUGUGCCAGAACCUAAUAAAUCUCCUGCUGGCACAUCUGAGAAGCAAAAACAGUUUAUGGAAGCUAUAGAACAAUCUAUCAGAUCUAACAAACUUAUUCCUAAAACAUCAUUUUGCACUAUACACUGGUUCCUUCUUGCUAAUGAACCUGGGAAGUUAACAAUCUCCGGAACUGUUACACACCAGGCACACGUACACUACACACUCAUACAGUGUAAACCAACCAUUACACAACAGGGAUUUGAAUUACAGGGAUUUGAAUAG
This is a messenger RNA of Phycomyces blakesleeanus NRRL 1555(-), 1935 nucleotides long. RefSeq lists its product as hypothetical. The transcript is spliced from 3 exons. The record is from RefSeq and is a predicted model, not a curated record. The coding region runs from base 1 to 1935 and encodes 644 amino acids. NCBI's taxonomy places the organism in Eukaryota, Fungi, Mucoromycota, Mucoromycetes, Mucorales, Phycomycetaceae.